Messenger RNA from Cuscuta europaea, 1905 nucleotides. NCBI's taxonomy places the organism in Eukaryota, Viridiplantae, Streptophyta, Magnoliopsida, Solanales, Convolvulaceae. The record is from the annotation of a GenBank genome assembly.
UCAAAUUUCACCUACUUAUUUGCACCUUUCCCCUAACUUUAUUUAGUCCUUCACUUAACUCCUAUGAUGUGCUGCUCCCUGAAGUUAUGGCCGGUGCCCUGCGCACCUCUGCUUCUCUUCUCCCUCUCACUCCCUUUGCUGCAAAGCAUCUUUCACCAAGUUCUUCACUCUCAUCCAUAGACAAUAGAAAACUGACAAGGAGAAAGAAUAAUCUGCGCCCCAAGAUUCUCAAAACCCUAACAAAACCCUACACAAAUCCUCCACUUCCCAUAGAAUUGCCCCCCACAAACCCAGUAAUACCCAUUGAAUCUCCACCGGAGGAAAUUCACACAUUGCGCUCCGAUGAUACUUCCAGUAAAUAUUCUACCGUGCCGGAAAUGCAAGACGCUGACGUUUCUGAAACUAUCCGAGAAGGUCUAGCAUCCGAAAUUCCUAAACCCCUGGUACUAAACCACAGUGAAAUCCCCUUCUUGAAUAUUCUGCUAUGGUCAGCUGCGGCCGUUGUUGCUCGCAAUAUUUAUGUUUUGAUAGUUGGGUCAGCUAAAGAGGGUGAAAACGGUGAAAAAGAUGAAACCUUGGAAAUGGGCACGAAUGAUAACACUAAUAAUAACAAUGAAUCAAAGUUGAAUCUUUUCUUGGUUGCAAAUGAUGAUAUUGGCGGGGUAGAGAGGAAGAUUGAGGAAAUUCGGGUGAUGGCCAGGAGGGUUAGAGCAAAGGAAAAGAUUGAGGCUGCAAAGAGGAGUAGUUUAAGUGAUGAUGAAGAAGGAGUUAGUGACAGCUUUUUUAGUAAUGCAAUUGGGAAGGAGGUGGAGAAUAGAUUACUUUCACUGCAUAGGCCUUUUGAAAGAGAUGAUUACCCGAGAAGAAAUAGUGAAAAAAAAGAUACAAAUAGUGCAAUGCUGUUUAAGAAGAAGCAUAGGUUUAGAGAUAGUUCUAGUAAACCAGGUUAUAAACCUAAAGGUUUUAUGGGUUCAUCUAAAUCUGAUGGGGAAGAGCAAGAACAAGGUGAUGCUUUUAUUGAUGUAGGAAAGGUGUCAUUGGAAGAAAGGCAAGACAUUGCAAAUUCUAAUCAUGGAACUGGUGUUGUUCAGGAUGGAAGUAAUCCAGAGACCAAAGUGAUAUCCAACAAAAUGGAAAGGUCAAAAACAAGUUUUAGUUCAAAGAGGCGGGAAGUGACAGAAAAACAGCCAACCAAAAAAUCAGGGGGUAUGAAAUCUGAAAAGGAAACUGACUUCUGGUGGUUGAGUCUCCCUUACAUCCUUAUUAUACAAAUGCAUGGAAGUCUUGGUGGUGAAAGACCACAAGAACCAUUCUUCUCCAUAAAAAGCAGCUCUGCUGAUGUGUCUCAUGUUGUGGCCUUUGAAGAUCACAUUGAUGCCACCAAUUUCUGCUAUAUAUUGCAGUCUCAUUACGAUCACUUGGAAGACUUCGACCCUGAAAUUGUAGUAGUUACAAUCAAUGAACAAAGAGUGAAAUCGGGUAUGGAAAAUGUGACGGUUGUGAGGAAGGGACAACUGAAGCUUUAUGCAGGCCAACCACUUGCUGAUGUGGAGAUGGCCUUGCUCAAGUUAUCUGGACAGAGUUAAAAUGCAGCAUCAUAGUAGUUGAGAUGGACAUUGGAUAAUGGUUGAAAACUCAACAGAAUAGGGAGUACAUUCUAAACUGAGGAGUAGUAUUGAUAGAGAUAAAGUUUUGAGGGACCAUAUAUAUCUCAGUUUGGUACUGUACAUAUACCUUGUCAUAAUUCCUUGUAAGUCUGUAGAUAGCAGCCUUGGGAAGAUAGCGUUCUUUUCAGUGGGUAUAAUUGGAGGAUCUUAUAAAAAUGCUCGCUGAUCAUGUUUUUCUUUAGUAGAUAAAGAUUUUUGAAAUGAUUAAUAAAUAAAUAUUUGGACUGUUUUUGAAUAA